Cyclocybe aegerita is the source of this 462-nucleotide messenger RNA. NCBI's taxonomy places the organism in Eukaryota, Fungi, Basidiomycota, Agaricomycetes, Agaricales, Hemipholiotaceae. The record is from the annotation of a GenBank genome assembly.
AUGUUAGCAACGUCAUGGCGGCGCCUAAUGGGCACAAAAGCCCGGAUAUUAUGCCCACCUAAACAUCAAACCUGCCGCUCCGUGUCCAAUUCGCCAUAUGGCCGCACACACGUCUGGAAACGGCGGGCACCCAUUCUCCCAAAUCCCGUGGUCCCGAAGUUCCCGCAGAAGGUCAUUCGCUCCGACGGCACCUCUUUCACGCACUGGACGACGUCGCCCAAGUCCCUGGUUCGGUUGACGCGUGAUACUACCAACAACCCAUACUGGAACACGGGAAAUCCGAGUGACAGGUCGAUUGAGGAGGAGAGCAGCACUACUGGUCGCAUGGGCAGGUUCAGCAGAAGAUUUGAGGAGCUGGGGGCGGACUUGGAUGAUACGCAAUGGAUGGAGGACAUGUCUACAGUGAUGAAGGCAGAGAAUAUUGUGGAGAGGGAGCGGCCAAAGCCCAAAUCAAAAAAGUGA